Molecule: messenger RNA, 1786 nt
Organism: Eruca vesicaria subsp. sativa (arugula)
Lineage: Eukaryota; Viridiplantae; Streptophyta; Magnoliopsida; Brassicales; Brassicaceae
Source: the annotation of a GenBank genome assembly
AUGGCAGAAGAAGUUUCAUUAUUAGCUUCUCCUUCUGAGUCAUCUACUUCACUUCUGUCUGAAAUAUCAAAUGCAUCCACCAGAGCUUUUGUUCUUGCCUUCACUGUCGGUUCUUGCGGCGCCUUUGCCUUUGGAUGCAUCAUCGGAUAUUCAGCUCCUACACAGUCCAGUAUUAUGAAAGACUUGAAUCUCUCCAUAGCUGAUGCAAUAUUAUUUUGUCCAUUUUGUUCUCAGUACUCACUUUUUGGAUCGAUAUUGACCGUGGGACUAAUUCUUGGUGCGUUAAUCUGUGGGAAAUUAACAGAUUUUGUUGGUCGUGUCUACACUAUAUGGAUCACUAACAUUCUCUUCGUAAUCGGCUGGUUUGCUAUUGCAUUUGCCAAGGCUGUUUGGCUGCUCGAUCUUGGAAGGUUGUUGCAAGGGAUCUCGAUCGGAAUUAGCGCAUAUUUGGGACCAGUUUACAUUACCGAAAUAGCACCAAGAAAAUUGCGAGGAGUUGCUUGUUCCAUGUCGCAGUUAUUUACGGGCGUUGGUACAUCCGUCGUUUAUGUACUUGGAACAGUCGUUGCUUGGCGCAAACUAGCCAUUUUGGGUUCUAUACCUUCUCUUAUGAUUCUGCCUCUUCUUUUUUUCAUCCCCGAGUCUCCUAGAUGGCUAGCUAAAGUUGGGAGAGAUAAGGAGGUUGAGCAGAUUUUGUUAAGAUUGCGAGGGGCAAAUUCUGAUGUAUCAGAUGAAGCAGGAGAGAUAUUAGCAUAUACAGAACAUGUUAAACAACAAGGAGACAAUCGCGGCUUCCUCAAGUUGUUUCAGCGAAAAUACGCAUUCUCACUUACUAUUGGAGUUGUUCUUAUAGCUUUGCCUCAACUUGGAGGUCUUAGUGGUUAUUCUUUUUACACUGACUCCAUUUUCAUCUCUACCGGUGUGUCGAGUGACGUUGGAUUCAUAUCAACAUCUAUAGUUCAGAUGCUUGCAGGAAUUCUAGGUACUGUGCUUGUGGAUGUAUCUGGAAGACGUUCACUCCUACUGGUUUCUCAAGCUGGAAUGUUCUUGGGUUGUCUUGCUACGGCCAUUUCAUUCUUCUUGAAGGAGAACCAUUGCUGGGAAACAGGAACACCUAUAUUGGCUCUGAUUAGUGUUACGUUGUACUUUGGAUCAUACGGAUUAGGCAUGGGAUCAAUACCAUCGAUCAUAGCAUCGGAGAUUUAUCCCGUAGAUGUGAAGGGGGCAGCGGGAACAAUGUGUGGCUUGGUCAGCUCUAUAAGCUCAUGGCUCGUUGCUUACUCCUUCAGUUUCUUGUUUCAGUGGAGUACCACAGGUAAUCUUUAAUAUUAUAUAAUUAAAUAAUAUCAGUAAAUAAACUAUCUUUUGUAACAAAAAAACUAUCUUUUAACAACUAAUAGUUUCUGAACUGGUAAAGAAUUGGGACGAGAUCUAUCAAGUGUAUCAAGACCUCAUAUGAACAUUUCUGAUGUUUACCACUGUGACUGGCAUUGGAUUUGUGUUCAUAGCUAAGCUUGUUCCAGAGACUAAAGGAAAAUCUUUAGAAGAGAUCCAAUCCCUUUUCAGUUUUUAGUGACUCUUCUUAUGAAGAUUCGACAAUAUCAACAAACUUUUUCCCCAAAAUAUAAAAUUAUGGGUGUUUUAUUUAAUAGCAGUCGAUCGAAACAAUGGAAACGCUUUACCAUUUUGUAUCUAUACUAUUAAAUUAGGAACAUGAUCUAUUCAUAUAGGUUCACUCCAAGUAUUAAUUUCAUUUAUUUAAAGAUAAAGCAACGUAACUGUUUGC